Molecule: messenger RNA, 6004 nt
Organism: Oncorhynchus keta (chum salmon)
Lineage: Eukaryota; Metazoa; Chordata; Actinopteri; Salmoniformes; Salmonidae
Product: pantothenate kinase 1-like
Exons: 7
Coding region: 207-1328 (373 amino acids)
Biological process (GO): coenzyme A biosynthetic process
Cellular component (GO): cytosol; nucleus
Molecular function (GO): ATP binding; pantothenate kinase activity
Source: RefSeq, a predicted model, not a curated record
UACAAAAUUCCCUUUCCCUGGUUUCUAGGAUGCUGUUAAAGAAGUUCGAACUUUUAGUCGAAGUCACAGUGCAAAAAAAAGUUGCGUUUUCUUUGCUGUAUUAACUGGGGAAUCUUAAAUAAUUGUGAACACUGAUCUUAACUUUCCAUGCUUGUAUUUCUUUCGGGUGUUAAUACGUGUUUUUGAAUGCACCUGAGUGCAUCACGAUGAAGCUGAGAAAUGUGAAGAAGCCAGCCUUCCCCUGGUUUGGGAUGGACAUCGGCGGUACUCUGGUGAAGCUGGUCUACUUCGAGCCUAAGGACAUCACGGCGGAGGAGGAACAGGAAGAGGUGGAAAACCUGAAGAGCAUCCGCCGCUACCUGACCUCCAACACGGCGUACGGGAAGACGGGCGUCCGAGAUGUCCACCUGGAACUGAAGAACCUGACCAUGUGCGGUCGGACGGGCAACCUGCAUUUCAUCCGCUUCCCCACGCAGGCCAUGCAUCGCUUCAUCCAGAUGGGCAGCGACAAGAACUUCUCCAGCCUCCACACCACGCUCUGCGCCACUGGUGGAGGGGCCUACAAGUUUGAGAACGACUUCAGAACGAUGGCUGAUUUAGAGCUGUUGAAGCUGGAUGAGCUUGACUGUCUGAUUCACGGCCUGCUCUAUGUGGACUCCGUGAGCUUCAACGGCCACCCUCAGUGUUACUACUUGGAGAACCCGUCAGACACCCAGAACAGCGUGAAGACCCCGUGCAGUCUGGCCGACCCGUUCCCUAUGCUGCUGGUUAACAUUGGAUCUGGGGUUAGCAUCCUGGCUGUGUACUCCAAAGACGACUACAAACGGGUCACCGGUACCAGUCUUGGUGGGGGUACGUUCCUGGGCCUGUGCUGCUUGCUGACGGGGUGUGAGACGUUUGAAGAGGCGCUGGAUAUGGCUAGCAGAGGGGACAGCAGCAAUGUGGACAAGCUGGUGAAGGAUAUCUACGGAGGAGACUAUGAGCGUUUCAGCCUCCAAGGAUCUGCUGUGGCCUCCAGCUUUGGCCACAUGAUGAGCAAAGAGAAACGAGACUCCAUUAGCAAAGAGGACCUGGCCCGGGCUAUGCUGGUUACCAUCACCAAUAACAUAGGCUCCAUCGCACGCAUGUGUGCCGUCAACGAGAAAAUCGAGAGAGUUGUGUUUGUUGGGAAUUUCUUACGGAUCAACACCGUGUCUACUAAGCUGCUGGCAUAUGCCAUGGACUUCUGGUCCAAGGGACAACUGAAGGCCCUGUUCCUAGAACACGAGGGCUAUUUUGGAGCGGUUGGGGCAUUACUGGAGCUGUUAAAGUCGUCUGAGGAGCCAUGAAGACAUGCCCAUGUCGUCUGUAUAGAAGCUGCUGAAAGGUUGUCACGGAAACCACCACAAGAAACUGGGAAGAACUGGGAACAGCCAUUUAAUAAUCGAACUGUAAAUAUCCUUUCACUCCCUUCCCUAAAAUCCCCUCAAAUAGAUGUUUUAAUAUGACUAAUGUCCCAUGUCAUGAACCCUGGGUGGCAGGUAAAUGCUAAGGAGCACAGAAACGGUGUUCGUUUUUGGCACUGUGUGUAAAUACCUAUGUGUGUAGUAGUUCUAGGGUGCACUAAAGCCAAAACCUGCUGAGAUUUGACUUGUGUUGACAGUCCAGUUAUGUCUGAGGUAGAGAGGAAAAUGUGCUUAUGUGCUGUCCAGCAAUGUAAAAAAACAAAAACAAAUGUCAGACAGGGGGGGUUUAGUUUAAUUCGUAUCAAAUGAAGGGACCAAGAUGCUGUUUCAUCGUCAUGGGCUGGCCCUUUAAUUCAGUGUGUCACACCAAGGGUCCACUCUCCGUUCGCCUGUGACACACCCAUCAUCAUAGCUUUAUUAUCAGAGCAUGGUUAACAGCGAUGGGGAUGUUUAAAAAAUAUAAAAACAAAACAUUGGUUCAGCAACUUCCUCAAACUCUCUUUUUAGUGAUGGAGUUCUGUGAUCUGCUAGUAUGUCAGUCACUUUUGAAAGAUAUGCCAUGAUCUUGGUACGUUGGUUGUUUUUCGAAGAUGCUGCACUACAGAGAUGAAUUAUGAGUCUGCCUUUCCUCACUAAGAAAGUGCCUCAUCCUCUCCUAUACCAGGCCCAUGACGACACCCACUCUACAGACAGUGUAGAAUUGCCUUGUGUUUGAUUUGCCUAGUAAGGACUUGUUGGUGUUUUGUAUCUGUAGUUGUAAGAAAGGGACAUAACUACUGCCAGCAGUUAGUCUAUAUAGGGAUUUAAGAGAUUUGUCUUCCUGUGUCUGUGGGAGUUCCUCACCCAGUACAAAGGGUCCAUUACCUGCAGUUUGGACAGGAAGUCUCUCAUUUGGCCCCCAAAGUAAUUCUCAUAGCUGCUAUUUGUUUUCUUGUUCUAGUCAUCAGUUAAAACUAUUCAAUGUGAAUGUGCUUGUAACUAAAAGAUUGAAUGACCACCACAAUACAUGUAUUAUCGGUUGGUCUAGGUAUUUCAAACGGCAGCAUUAACAGUGUUGUCCGGGGUAGGCCGUCAUUGUAAAUAAGAAUUUGUUCUUAACUGACUUGCCAAGUUAAAUAAAGGUAAAAUAAAAAUUAACCGAGCGCCAAGUAUUCAAAAGAAACAUAUAAAUGUAUUUCAUCCAUCAACUUCUUCUAAAUUGCUUUGUUAGAAUAAUACUGUUGCAGCCAAUGUCUCAACCUUUGGCAUUAUGACGUCACACAAUGUUCUGUUCUGUCGUUCCUUUUCGUUCCAUGUUGGUUAGUGGCUUCAUCCUGUCAGGUGCCACUCUGUUGUUAAACCGGGUAGCAGUUCACUUACUGGCUACUCUGUGCCAUCCUCUUCUCAACUCAACCCUAUGUGUUGCCUUUGUUGUUUUUAGUGGAAAUAAACUGAACAAAAAUAUAUAAAACGCAACAUCCAGACUGUAUCACAAUUGGCCCAGCGUUUUCCGGGUUUGGCCCGGUGUAGGCCGUCAUUGUAUGUAAGAAUUUGUCCAUAACUGACUUGCCUAGUUAAAUAAAGGUUGAAUAAAAAAUAUAUAUAUAAUAAUUAGUGUUGCGCUAAUUUCAUUUACUUCAUGAGCUGAAAUAAAAGAUCCUAGAAAUUUUCUGUACGCACAAAAUGAUUAUUUCUCUCAAAUUUUGUGAACAAAUUUGUUUACAUCCCUGUUAGUGAACAUUUCUCCUUUUGCCAAGGUAAUCCAUCCACCUGACAGAUGUGGCAUAUCAAGAAGCUGAUCAAACUCCAUGAUCAUUACACAGGUGCACCUUGUGCUGGGGACAAUAAACCGCCACUCUAAAAUGUGCAGUUUUGUCGCAAAACACAAUGUCACAGAUGUCUCAAGUUUUGAGGGAGCUGGCAAUUGGUAUGCUGACUGUAAGACUGUCCACCAGAGCUGUUUCCAGAUAAUUGAAUGUUAAUUUCUCUACCAUAAGCUGCCUCCAACGUCGUUGUAGAGAAUUUGGCAGUACGUCCGACUGGCUUCUCCACCACAGACCACGUGUAUGACGUUGUGUGGGCAAUGAGUUUGCUGAUGUGAAUGGAGUGCCCCAUAGUGGCGGUGGAGUUAUGGCAUGGGCAGGCAUAAGCUACAGACAACGAAUACAUUUUCAUUUUUAUCAAUUAAAAUUUGAAUGCACAGAGAUACUGUGAUGAGAUCCUGAAGCCCAUUGUCGUGCCAUUCAUCCGCCACCAUCACCUCAUGUUUCAGCAUAAUGCAUGUCCCCAUGUCACAAGGAUCUGUACACAAUUCCUGGAAGCUGAAAAUGUCCCAGUUCUUCCAUGGCCUCCAUACUCACCAGACAUGUCACCCAUUGAUCAUGUUUGGGAUGCCCUGGAUCGACGUAUGACAGUGUGUUCCAGUUCCCGGCAAUAUCCAACAACUUUUCACAACAUUCGGUGAUCACACCAGGUUUUCUGAUCCAUGCCCCUACUUUUAUUUUAUUUGAAAGACCCAACAGAUUCAAAUCUGUAUUCCCAGUCGUUGCGAAAUCCAUAGAUUAGGGCCUAAUGAUUUUAUUUCAAUUGACUGAUUUUCCUUAUAUGAACUGUAGCUCAGUAAAGUGGUUAAAUGUGUUUGCGUUUUCUAUCUUUGUUCAGUGUACAUGUGUGUGCCAUACAUUAUCUUCAUUUUGUUGUUGUUGUUGGUGUUUUCAUAUAAAGUGCUUACGCAUCAGUGUGGCUGUUUGUGAAGGCUCCAGUUAGGCCUAUUGUAAAAUCAGAGCGCCACUGCAGCCAGCUGCCACAUGGCGUUCAGCCAGGUCAGUACAUUUCAUUCAUCAGCAUGGGUAUUCUGACUUUAUUUUUAAUUUUUAUUUUUCACAAAAAAAUCACAACAAUCCAAUAUUUUUUUUUUUUUUUUUUUGUCGAUUUUUUUUAAACAUUGAUUUUUGUGAUUGUAUGUAUUUGUUGUUCUAUAGCCAGUCUGCUCUGAGUUAUUCCAACUAUGCCCUGUUCCCAAACUUUGCAUGUGUGUUCUUAUGAUUGGAUUAGACCGCACAUUAAUUAGCCCCUGGUACUAGUCUGGAUCAAUGGCUAAACCUUGGAUUACCAUUUCGUUAUUUAUUACUCCCAAUAACGUUUAAAAAUACAUUUGAAAAGCAUUUCCCAAUUGUACAUGUGUAUCACAACUACUGAUAAGAUGAAAUGAUGAAACUCCUCAAGUCUCUAAACCAAGGGUGUCAAACUCAUUCCACGGAGGGCCUAGUGUCUUCUGGUUUUUCCUUUUAAACUAAGACCUAGACAACCCAGGUGAGGGGAGUUCAUUACUAAUCAGUGACCUUAAUUCAUCAAUCAAGUACGAGGGACGAGGGGAAAACCCCGCAGACGCUCGGCCCUCCGUGGAAUGAGUUUGACACGUGCUCUAAACAAUGUCCUGGAAUGAUGUCAGUGACUGAUGUCCCUGUGCUGUGAGAAGGCAGUAUUAGCAAAUGACGUUUCUCUUUUUUUCUCAAAGUUCUAAUUUCCUGGCCAGUGAAAUUGUUGAGUCUAGUUUAAAAAUAAAGUAUUUUUCCUUUUUCAGUGGUCCAUAUGCUAUAUCCAGGUAUUAGUCACACCCGAAGACCACCUACAAGUCUAGCAUUGAAGCAUUGUGACUACGCGACGGCUCUUCAAGUCAGUGUUUUAGUACGUUAAGUCUGGCUCAAUUACGAAGCUCCUCUUCUUCAGUGUUUACACACUGUGUUUGCGUAUCAUGAAUUUGAGCCAGCAAAACUGUGUUAUGUAAGACCUCCUGUUUGUACAGUAUUGUGUACGGAGAUAUUGCUUGCCACAGCACAAGGACAGCUAUUACUUCAUGCACCCACUUUAAGCCCAUACUAAAGCGCUAUUGAGUGAUUUGGUAUUAAAGCAGAAGUCUUAGUUUUCCCUUACCCUCUCAUUACAGUGUUAAUGAACAGGAGUCUGAUCUCUGAUAACAGAGAACAUGCUAUGCAGGAGCUUCAGUGUUGAUCUCUUCGUUAUAAUGUCCGAGCAAUGCUGCAAACUCUGCCAAUAACCCAAAAUUAGUAAGUGGUUGUUCAAAGCUGUUUUGUAUUGUUAAGAAUUAUGCAACAACAUCUGCUCUGAGAAUCCGGUUUUUAUCUUGAGUGAGAUUCUUCUGCUCGAGUCCUGCUGAAUUUGACAUAAAACAAUACUUUUAUUCUGGAAGGUUUUAGAGGAUGGACCUUCUAUCAUCGAUCUGAAUGUACACGGAGACCUAUAAAUAUAUCCACCAGCAAUCUCUGCUAACGAAAUGUCUAACCUGAUGGUUAUUUGCGGUGUGUAAGGCUGCGUUUAUACAGGCAGCCCAAUUCUGAUCUUUUGCCCAAUUAUGGGCAAAAGAGCUGAUCUGAUUGGUCAAAGGACCAAUUUAGUGGAAAAUGAUCAGAAUUGGGCUGCCUGUGUAAAUGCAGGCUUAGUGCUUAACUCUCUUGCUUAAGAAAAAUUACAAGAAAAGGAACACAAAAUAUUCUGUGUGCAAUGUGUGCGUACUGAAAUUGACAUUUUGUUUCUGAAAGGAAUAAAAUUGUACAGCUAUA